CUUAUAUACCCCGAGUUUCUCGGGCUUAAUUACAUAUUCUGUGUGGUUGCUGUUCAAUAUAAGAGUUUGCAUAACCCUCGUCAAUAGAUUAUUCGUACUAUAAUAGACAAAAUAGAGAUAUCCUGUUAGAGUAGCGUGUAUUCUACGGUAUUAAAUCACCUACUCUCUACGCCUCUUGAGCCCCUGCCCUUGGGUCUCUGUAUCCAGACAGCGCGAUCGAUAUCUUCUCCCCCUUUAGUCUCCCGAGAUGCAAGCGCCGACUCACCACACCCAAGAGGCGCCGGUCUCGUUAUCCCACAACGUCUCCCAGGCCAGAACCCCCGGCUACGACUCAGAGGCGUCGACGAUGAAGGGUGCGCCAUCGGAUCUACCCAAAACCUCUGGCGAGCCGACUCCUUACGAGUCCACGCGCCACUCCCUCGAGCGCAUCCCGUCCCAAACUAAAUCCACCAAUGCCAAUAUAUUCCCCGAUCCGGAAAAUGUCAUCGAAGCAGAUAUGGAGAAAGGCGGCGUGGCACCACAUACUCCCGGUGCGCCGCCCGGCUUCAGCCCGGCCGACUUCCCGGAUGGCGGCCUCGAGGCCUGGCUUGUGGUCGCUGGUGGCUUCUGUGCCCUUUUCAGUACCUUCGGACUAGUAAAUUGUGUCGGAUCGUUCGUCAAUUACUACGUCUCGGGACCGCUAUCUAACUACGACGUGUCGACUGUCACUUGGAUCACUUCAAUUCAAGUAUUUAUGAUGUCUGGCCUGAACGCGGUGAUGGGCCGACUGUUCGAUAGUUACGGCCCUCGGUGGCUACUCAUCAUUGGAACCCUGGUGUUCUGCUUCGGGUUGAUGAUGCUGUCCCUCUCGACGCAAUACUAUCAGAUUCUCCUCUCGCAAGGCAUCGUAACCGCCGUGGGCUUGAGCGCCGUGUUUAACUCGGCAAUGAACUCGGUCAUGGGCUGGUUUUUCAAGAAGCGCGCUGCGGCCUUAGGGCUGAUGGUGUCAGGCUCGUCACUCGGAGGUGUAGUCCUGCCCAUCAUGAUGAACAACCUUAUCCCGCGGAUCGGCUUCCCCUGGACUGUACGGGCUAUCGGCUUCAUGCUCCUUGCCUUGUGUACCUUCGCCUGCUGCACCAUCAAGUCCCGCCUCCCGCCUCGUAAGAGACCAUUUGAGUUCGCGGAAUACCUACGGCCUCUUCACGAACCGGCCUUUGUGUGUAUCAUUCUUGCCGGUUUCUUCUUCUUCUUUGGCAUGUUUCUACCGUUUAAUUAUAUCCAGUUGCAAGCCCGACAGCAAGGGAUCGACGCGUCUAUUGUGCCAUACCUCCUACCUAUCAUCAACGCCGUUAGUAUUCCAGGGCGUAUCGUACCUGGUUUCCUAGGCGAUCGAUUCGGACGUUUCAACGUUAUGAUUUUCAUCUCGGGACUAUCAGGCAUCAUUACACUGGCUCUAUGGGUACCGGGCAAAUCGACAGCCACGACGGUCGCGUACGGAGCCGUGUUUGGAUUCGCAUCGGGUGGUUUCAUUUCGCUGUUGCCAGCCGUUAUUGCGCAAAUCAGCGACAUCCGCGAGAUCGGCAUACGCAGUGGUAUUGCAUUAUUCGUGUCUUCACUCGGUGCCUUGACAGGCUCGCCCAUCGCUGGCGCUAUCGUGAAUGCCAACGGCGGCAGCUUCCUAGGCCUUCAGCUAUUCUGUGGCAUUGUGAUGACCAUAUCGAUGUGCUGGUUUAUUGCCUCCAGGACCAUACAAGUCGGCUUCAAGAUCACCAAGAUCUAAAUACGAAACUAAAAGGAUUAACGGACAAACGGAGCAACCGAUUUUGCCUGAGUGUUUCUUACUAUGAGGUCUUACGAAGCUAUCUAUGCUCAUGGAAAGGGCCCAGCGUUAAUAGAGCCCAAUAUUAAUGAAUGAUAAAAUAAGUAAUGCAUUUAGGGGCGUUAGAUUGGCAUAAGAUAAACGAUACCCAACUCAGUCUUGUCACUACACUACACAGGUAUAGUAUGAUCUUCAGAGAUUUAUAUAUACCCAGCGGAUUAG
Messenger RNA from Daldinia vernicosa, 2020 nucleotides. Its product is annotated as riboflavin transporter MCH5. The coding region runs from base 248 to 1759 and encodes 503 amino acids. Gene Ontology annotation, cellular component: fungal-type vacuole membrane. Lineage: Eukaryota; Fungi; Ascomycota; Sordariomycetes; Xylariales; Hypoxylaceae. Gene Ontology annotation, biological process: transmembrane transport. The record is from RefSeq and is a predicted model, not a curated record. The transcript is spliced from 3 exons. Gene Ontology annotation, molecular function: transmembrane transporter activity.